This is a messenger RNA of Protopolystoma xenopodis, 1062 nucleotides long. The record is from the annotation of a GenBank genome assembly. Lineage: Eukaryota; Metazoa; Platyhelminthes; Monogenea; Polystomatidea; Polystomatidae.
UUUCCUCAACCGAGCUACAUCCGACUAAAGGAUAAAUAUGAAAAUGAUCAAUCUCCUCUACGCUCUAACAAGUUCAAUGCUUCCUCUUACUUUGCCAAGGACUCAACUUCUUUGUACCUCAAGGGCAUAUCUGGUGAAAAGCUAGGCCAUGCAAAUAAACAAAGCUGCUUCCUUGAUGAAGGAAUACUUGCAUCUGGUUCCGAAAAACUAAAGCCAGCUGCCCCUGAAAAUUCAGAAUCGUCAAAUUUAUUAUGUAGAGACGAAAGUAAGGGGAUAUCUGAUGAUGCAUUUGGAAGGGUAAGCCCUGUGGCCGAACUUGACUCCUGUUUCCAUGCUCAAGAGGACUUUGAUGAGACAGAUUUCCUCGGAGAUAUGAGCACAGAUAAGGCCUUGCUAUUCUUGCUCACAACCAAAAAGCUUGGAGUAGGGCAUCGUUCUCGACAACGUAGGCCACGAAAUAUCCAAGACAGCAUUUUUAAUGAAGACGACGUCUCCGUGCUUAGAGAACAGAGUACUGCUGAACUAGAAGAGGACUGGUCUAAUGGGAGGAUGACUUUUUCUCGCAUUGGGAAACCUAAUAAUAGACAAAGUAAUGAAGACACUAAGCAGCACGGAAUAGGUUAUCGGAAAUUUGCUGGUUGUCAGAAUUUAGAAGAAGGAAUAGAAAACGCUGGUAUGCUGAUCGAUAAGGUAGAUGAUCAGAGCCUAAAAACGAGGCGAACAGAAGAAAGGCCUAGCCCGGAAGAUAGUGGAGAAGGAGAGGAAAGAGAAUAUUGCCUAGAGAAUGAUGGAGCUCAUGCUGGUGAAGUGAUAGGAAGGCACCAAAGAAGAAUGAUUUUGGCAACUGAAUCAGACGAGGAAUUGAGAAGACAUUUGUAUCUGACGAGUAAAUGUAGGUUUUUGGUUCUACUGUUACUUGAGUUUUUUUCUCCAUUACAAAUAAUUUCUGUCAACAUUUAUUAUAAACCAUACGCUUGUUCAGGAGGGCAUAUGGAAGUCAAUAUUAUUGCUAUUCCAUGCAUCUCUUCUUUAUUCUUGUUGCUGAAUAUUGGAUUCGAAUAA